Molecule: messenger RNA, 1541 nt
Organism: Dermatophagoides pteronyssinus (European house dust mite)
Lineage: Eukaryota; Metazoa; Arthropoda; Arachnida; Sarcoptiformes; Pyroglyphidae
Cellular component (GO): Golgi apparatus
Source: RefSeq, a predicted model, not a curated record
UCACAGACACUGUAUUACCAUCAUCAUCAUUUGUCUUCCUUUCUUUCGUGUCUGUUUUCUGGUGUUAUUACAUUCAUGACAAAAACGAAAAUUAACGAAAAUUAAAGAAAAUUAACGAAAAUUACUAAAUUUUCAUGAUGAACACCAAUAAAGAUAAUAAUAAUAAUCACCAUUAUUACAGUUUUUAUAAUAAUAAUCAAUUUAAUGUACCGUCUUCAACAGCAACAACAACAAACAAAAACCGAAUUGAUGUUGUGGAUAAUGUUUCGAAAACAACAACAACAACAGCAACGUUAAUGAUGCAGCAAAAUCAAUUCACAUUUCGUUUGAAUCCACCAUCACCAUUACCAUCGACAAUAAAAACAUUGUUUAAUGAUGAUAAUGAUGAUAAUGAUGAUAAUGAUAAUGAUAAUCAACAAAAUCAUCAUCAUCAUUACAGAAACAUAAAUAGUGGUAAUGGAAUUCAUAAUAAUAAUGAUUCGAACAAAUUUCUCAAGUCAUCCAUUGCUUCUAAUAACGGUAGAACUGCCACUAAUAAUGAUGAACAACGACGACAUAUGUCAUCGUACGGAAUCGACAUCGAUGAUGAUGAUGAUGAUGAUGAUGAUGAUGAUGAAGAUCAUCAUCAUCCGUCGAAUAUUCGACAACCUUGUGCCAAUAAUAAUGAUAAUGGUGAUAAUGUUAAAAAACAGACAACAAAAUUAUUUCAAUCAAAAAUUUUCAAUAACAUCAACGAAGACGACGACAACGACGACGACAUUAUGAAGGUGAUACAGGAUAAAUAUAAUCAAAUACAACAAUAUUUUUCACAAAUAUGUUCCACAAAUAAAACCGGUUCAUGGGGACAAUUUUUUUCAAAAAAACAUUUCAAUUUUCCAGCAUCAUUAUCGGAAAUUGCCAAAAGAUGUCCAGAUAAUUUACAGAUUUAUUUUUCCAAUUAUUGUACUAUUAGUAUAAUAAUAUUGGUUUAUUGUUUGAUUACAUCACCAUUAUUAUUGUUCGGUAUACUAAUAUAUUCCAUUCUAUGUUAUACAAUUAUUAAACGUAAUCAAGAAUUGGAAUUAUUUGGUAAACCAUUUUCACGUAAUCAACAAUUGAUUACCGUUUCGGCUACAUUUCUUCCCAUUUUAUAUUUACUUGGUUUGACUGCCACAUUUUUUUGGCUGGUCGGUGCAUGUACAUUUGUAAUUGCAUUACAUGCAAUUUUUCAUGAAUCAAUGAAACUUCCUGUAGAUGAAAUGAAUGGUGUUAACAUUGAUGGUGAUAAUCGUGAUAAACGAUCAAUAACAAGUAGUGGUGGUGGAACAAUAACAACAACAACAACAUCGAAAAGCAAUGUUGAUAUAAAAGAAAUCAAAGAUGAUGAUGAUGAUGAUGAUGAUAAUGAUAAUGAUGAAAAAGUACCCGAACCACAUCCUAGACGAAAAAGUGAUUUAAAAAAUGAAGUAUUUUCCGUUUAAAUUAGACCAUUAUUACCUGAUUGUUGAUUGAUUGAUUGAUUGAUUGUUUUUGUUCAAUAAAUAAAAAUCUUUUUUGUUGUU